AUGAGAUACGGCGGCAUUGACUUGCGCGGUUUCGGGAAGUGCACGACCAGCGGUGCUCCUGGCGACGAGCCAGGCGCUUCUCAUCACCAACUUCGGAGCUGCUCAUCGGGUACGAAUGCUGCUGGACUCGGGGGUAUUCCUCUAGCGGAUCCAGAUUUCUCAGUUCCGGAUGCGGUGGAUCUCAUACUGGGCGCAGAUGCAUACGGGAAAGUGGUACGGUCUCAAAUUCGACGCGGGUCUCCUGAGGAACCCAUCGCACAAAAUACGAUAUUCAGGUGGGCAAUAUUCGGGCCCUGCAACGAAGCUCACAAUUCCUCGGGUUGGGUACAGCAUGCCGCUGUCGAUCACGGGUUUCAGGCUCUCCAGGACCUCCUCGCGCAAUUCUGGGUGCAAGAGGAGGUGCCAGUGCAGUUCGGAUCGGAUCUCACACCGGAAGAGCAAGAAUGUGAGGCUCACUUCGUUGCUACACAUUCUCGGGACAAUUCGGGUCGCUAUAUCGUUUGGUUGCCUCUUCGGUCGUCCACAAUCCAGCUCGGUCAGUCGUUUCAUACGGCGCACGCUUGCCUCAAUCGGCUCGUACGAAAGCUCGACCGGGACUCUCACUACAAGGGACUUUACGAUACAUUUCUCGGGGAGUACGAGUCCCUCGGGCACAUGUCGCGGGUGCGGGACGACGAAGUCGGUCGGGAUCGGGUCUAUUAUCUCCCUCAUCACGGGGUCUUGACGACAAAACUUCGGGUAGUGUUCAACGGGUCGUGUAACACGGAUUCCGGGACCUCAUUAAACGAUCUCAUGCACACGGGCGCCAAAUUACAACAGGACAUUUCGAAUGUUCUCCUCUGGGCACGGCGCCACCGAUUCAUUUUCGCGACUGACAUAGUCAAAAUGUUUCGACAAAUUCGGGUUCACCCCGGGACGAUUGGGAUUUACAACGAAUUCUUUGGGUGGAUGAAAACGGGAACACGGCUCAUUAUCACCUGA
Messenger RNA from Venturia canescens, 981 nucleotides. RefSeq lists its product as uncharacterized. Bases 1 to 981 code for a protein of 326 amino acids. The record is from RefSeq and is a predicted model, not a curated record. NCBI's taxonomy places the organism in Eukaryota, Metazoa, Arthropoda, Insecta, Hymenoptera, Ichneumonidae. The transcript has 2 exons.